CUUUUGUCAUCAUCAUCCACUCAGUAUAAAAGCAUGCUUGUUAUUACAGAUUUAGAAUCAGCUGAUAUUUUCCAGAGUUCAUUACAUUGGAUCUGACAACACACAGCUGUAAAGAUGUCAACCACAAUGGUAAUCAAACAGCCACAGCCUGUUAUGGUCUCCACAGAAUCUGAUAAAUGGGGGUCAGGCAUUUGUGACUGCUGCGAUAAUGUGCCUGAAUGCUGCUUUGCUUUCUGGUGUUUCUGGUGUUUUACCUGUACAAAAGCCAAGGAGCAUGGUGAGUGUUUAUGUCUCCCCCUGCUGGACGUCUGUGGGACCACCCCACCUAUAACACUGGCUAUGAGGGUCUCAAUGCGCAAUCGUUAUGGAAUAAAGGGCACUAUCUGUAAUGACUGCGUGUUGGCCACAUUCUGCAGACCCUGCGUUUGGUGUCAGCUGUCACGAGAGAUGAAGGCUCGAGCUAUACAAAUCUCUCUUGUUGGUGCCAGGAUUUUUUAAACAAUUAUGAAGAUGCUAUGCUUUUUUCGUGUAUGUUUUAAAAUUUUAUAAGAAAUUAUGAAGGUAAACGUGUCAGCUAAAAUAAUGAAACAUAGAAAGGGUUUCAUAUAUUUAUUCUGAUGUGUCUGUAUUUGAAUUUGUAUAUAGUGUUUCAAUUGUAUGAUUCUCGUUGACAGUACAGUAAAUCACUUUUGAUAUAUUUUGUGAUAAAACACAAGGAUAUGUAAGUUUCCAUCCAAGACUGCAGAUUUACAUGGCAUCUGUGUUGUUUUGAAAUUAAUGACUUCAAAGUUUCUUGCUGUUGAUGUUGAAGUUGAAAACUACGCAAUAGAUUUUCAUUUAUUGAAGUCUCUUUUAAUACCUGUUAUGUUAUUUACUGUCAGAUUAAUUCAAACACACCGCACAACCAAAUGACAUUUGCUGAACAGCCACUGUUCUUAAAGAGACAGUAACAUGUUAACGUUUGUUAAACAUAUACUCAAUAUAAAUACUACAAAUUAUUCGUACAAAGAAAAAAAGCAUGUAACAAAAUGUGUAAUAAAUGUGUAAACAUGUAUAUAAUUA
Messenger RNA from Xyrauchen texanus (razorback sucker), 1062 nucleotides. It is a transcript of the gene ponzr2, whose product is annotated as plac8 onzin related protein 2. The coding region runs from base 115 to 498 and encodes 127 amino acids. The transcript has 4 exons. The record is from RefSeq and is a predicted model, not a curated record. NCBI's taxonomy places the organism in Eukaryota, Metazoa, Chordata, Actinopteri, Cypriniformes, Catostomidae.